AUGGCUUCUUCCUUCACUCUCCCAAGCCUUCAAUAUCCUUUCCUCAUCAAAUCUCAGUUUCUAGGUCAAAUCCACCUUCCAAUUCACCUUCAUAGAUCAUCUCCCACAAUCCCCACCACACACUCCACCAUUGGUUCAAGCCCCUGCGCCAACUUUGACCUCUUCAAGAUCAUGGAAGGCAGGGGACUCUGCAAUGGAGAAGAAGGUCUUCAACAAGAGCUCAAGAGGAACAUCUCAGAACAAAGUACACCACCACCAGCAACAGCAGCCAAAGACCAAGAAAACCCGAGUAGUCCCCCGGUCUUGCCCUGCAGCGUAGUACCAGAAAAGGCUUUCGAGAAGGAGCUGUUUGGGCUGACUGGUGGAUUCCCCGGCGGCGAAAAGGGUCUGCAGCAGUUCAUUGAGAAGAACCUCGCAUAGAAGAAGAGGACUCCUAAGGGUUAAUCCCAAAUCUGCUUAAUCUCUGCUUGGGAAAGAAUCAUUAAUGCUGUACAAUCUGAAGAAGACUAGAAUUCUAGUUAAUCAGGUUGAGUUAUCUCUGGGUGUAUGGGGUUGUCUGUCACACUUCCACAACCAAGAGACCAUAAAACUCUCUUAUUUGGAUACUAAUGGUUUGAUUCACACCUACGCUGACUUGCUCAA
Messenger RNA from Malania oleifera, 642 nucleotides. Its product is annotated as NAD(P)H-quinone oxidoreductase subunit S, chloroplastic. Lineage: Eukaryota; Viridiplantae; Streptophyta; Magnoliopsida; Santalales; Ximeniaceae. The transcript has a single exon. The record is from RefSeq and is a predicted model, not a curated record. Gene Ontology annotation, biological process: photosynthetic electron transport chain. Bases 1 to 420 code for a protein of 139 amino acids.